AGAAAAAUAUUUGAACUACUAACCGCUUAUUACUGUUCACAUACUUUAUCAAGUAUAGCCAAAGAUACUAUAUAAUUUUGAACUGGACAAACUUAUAUACACAAAUCAACAUUCUAUUGUUUAAAUGAAAAUUCACCUUACUCUUUACUAUAGACGACUUCACUUUAUACUUAUUUGAAUUUUGAACUUGGUUAAUGAUAGUUCGUUUACAACGGUUACUACAAAUAAACAUUGAGACAAACUAACCAUCAAAUAAAUAUUAGAAUAAACUAAUUAUAAAAAUUACUUAAUUUCAUAACAGAACCUGUUUUAACCUUUAUGACUGUUAUUUGAUUCCAAAAUGAAAUCUGCAAAUCGCAAGCCACCUGUUACAAUUGGAAAAUGCACUAACCGCUUAAAAUUUCACAAUGAAGCAUGCAAGGAACCUGUUAAGGUUUUUUGUCGUUUGAAACCAAUAGCUGACCCAAAUGAUUUGUCGUGUAUGAAAAUCAUAUCAGAUACAACCCUGGUUAUUACACCACCAGAAUCAGCAACAAAUAUUCGCACAGCGAACAGAGUUAUUCAAACGUCUUUCAGUCAUGUUUUUGGCCCAAAUGCUUCUCAGAAAGAAGUGUUUGAUAUGGUUGCCCUACCAUUAGUUGAGAAUCUGAUUAAUGGUACAAAUAGUUUAAUUUUUACGUAUGGAGUAACUGGUAGUGGUAAAACAUAUACUAUGUCAGGAAAUCAGUAUGAUGCAGGCAUCAUGCCUCGUAGUCUGGAUGUUAUCUUUAACAGUAUAGCAAAGUUCCAGGCAAAAAAGUUCACUUUUAAACCAGAUAAAUUAAAUGGAUUUGACGUGCAAUCUGAAGCUGAUGCAUUAUUAGAUAGACAGAUUGAACAUCAAAAGUCUAUUAUUACUCAGAAUGGGAAAACUCCUAAAAUGUUUGUAUUUGACGAUGAAAAAAAUAAUAAUAAGAAUGGUUUCCUUCAAACUAGUGAACCACAAAUUUUAAUUGUAGAUGAAGACAAUGCAUACGCUGUGUUUGUAACGUAUGUUGAAAUUUAUAAUAAUAGCGUGUACGAUUUAUUGGAUGAUAAUGAAAGUAGAGCAAAGACUUUACAGAGUAAAAUUGUUCGUGAAGAUGGAAACAGAAACAUGUACGUUCAUGGAUGUACAGAAAUUGAAGUGAAAAAUUCAGAGGAAGCGUUUGAAGUGUUCCAAAGGGGUCAACGCAGAAGACAUAUUGCAUAUACUGCCCUUAAUUCUGAAUCAAGUAGAUCUCAUAGUGUUUUUACCAUAAGACUUGUGCAGGCGCCAUUAGAUAGGGAUGGUGAACAAAUUGUGCAAGAUAAAAGAGUAAUUUGUGUUAGUCAGUUAUCGCUAGUUGAUUUAGCUGGAAGUGAACGUACAAAUCGUUCUAAAAAUACUGGUCAAAGACUUAGAGAAGCGGGGAAUAUAAAUAAUUCAUUGAUGACUCUAAGAACAUGCUUGGAAAUACUUCGUGAAAAUCAAACUCAGGGCACAAAUAAAAUAGUCCCUUACAGAGACUCUAAAGUAACCCACCUGUUUAAGAAUUACUUUGAUGGUGAAGGUACAGUCAGAAUGAUUGUUUGUGUUAAUCCUAGAGUUGAUGACUAUGAUGAAAGUAUACAAGUAAUGAAAUUUGCUGAAGUCAGUCAGGAAGUGCAAGUCACCAAUUCUGCAACUUCAAAACUAGAUUUAGGAUACACGCCUGGCAGAAGACAAGCUAAUAAAAUAUUUAAAGAAGCAAGAAAUAGAUUAGAAUCCGCUGGGAAUCCAGCUGCUGGUGAUUUGGAAGUUGAUUUGGGCUUAGUAUACAGUCUCGGCGGACCAUUUCCAGCUACAGAUUUAACAAGUCCACACAAUGACGAAAUAAUUACCACACUUAUGCGUUUCUUGGAAAUGCGUAUUCAAAAACGAAACACCUUACAAGAGGAUUUAAAACAAAAGCAAACUAACUUCAGGAAUAUGUUAGUAAAAAUGGAGCGGGAGAACGUAUCCCUAAAAAUUGAAAAUUCCGCAUUGAAAGCGUCAAAUGAUAAACAGAAUAAAAAAAUCACUGCUUUGGAAUCCCAUAUUUGCAAAACGGAAUCUCAAAUUGAUACUCUACUGUACAGAUUAAAUAGCGCAAACGAUAUAAUCAGACACAUGAAGGAAGAACUAAAGAACAAGGAUAUGUUAUUAAAUCAACGUGCAAUAGAUAAGCAGAGAGUUAAAGAGAAAUACAGUAACAAGAUUCAAAUGGAAACUGAUAAGAUGAGCAAGGAAUUAGAAACCAAAUUACGCCGGCAACGUGAAAUUCUUCAGAACCAAAUGAAAGAGAAAGAUGAGAAAUUAAAACUAAUGAAAGAAAUUCUACAUAAUGAUGAGACUGGUACUAAAGGAGAAAUGGAACCCAAAGAAUCAAUUCCAGCAACGACUUCAAGUGAUACAGAGAUUACCACAGCUAAAACUAUUACUUGUUCUACACCAGCAUCAGAAACUGUAUCUCCUAUAGAAACUACACCAAAAACCAGUGUGAAAACACCGUCCACUGUUAAGUUCGAAGACACCUGUGAUGCCAGACUUAAUAUAACUGAAAGAAUUCCAGUAGUGAAUUUGCGAUACAGACGAUCGCAAAGUGCUGAGAGAUGGGUAGACCAUCGGCCUUCUGGCUUGGUUCCAGUCGGAACUAUCCUUCAACCGCUUUUAAGACGCAAACGAAGUGUAACACAAUUGACAGACCCGAAGGAUAUAACAGAUGGAGUGUCCAGAUAUUGCCUUGUUGCACAGGAGCAAGACAUUGACGGUGAACUUGAAACUAAACUGUACAAAGGUGAUAUAUUACCAACUAGCGGAGGAGGUGCCCAAGUGGUAUUUAAUGACAUGGAACACUUAAAGCAAGUAUCACCUGUACCAAGAAGAAAACGCAGCAGUUAUUUCAGUCCAGAAAAACAAGAUUCCGCUUUGCGGAAAGAUUGCUGCGCCUCAGAGGAAAAUAACACAAAAAAACCUCGCGUCUAGAUUUAUUUGAUUAACAUUCGUACGCGGCGUAUCGCAUUACGAAUCGUCGUGAAGAGUUUUAUCACAAAUAAGACUAAUUACAUAGUUUAUAUAUGUAUGCAAAAACCAAAGUGAUCAAGGGAUGGAAUUUCUCUUCUAUUGUUUUCAUGCAAUAACGAAAAGUACAAAUUAGUUAUAAGCGUGUAAAAAUUGGCGCUUAAUAUAGUUUUGUUUCAUUUCAUUACAAAAUAUAUAUAUAUAUAUAUAUAUAUAUAUAUAUAUUUUAUAACUGAAUUAUUAUUAUAGAUAAAAGUAUAAUUAAGUUGUUUAUAAUUGAAAGUAUAUUGUUACUCGAGACAUAUAUUUAGCUUAUAAAAAAGGAAAAGUAAUUUCGUGGUAUCUUAUUAAAAUUAAAAAUAUUCUUGCCUAAAAUCGGUUCAUUUUUAUUCAUAAUUCCGUGUAGUGUUAAAUGUCCAUUUAUUUCCCGUGGCUUAUACAACACAGACUCUGCGAAUAGUACAAAUGUUAGGACAACAGAAGCCUGAAUAUGUAUUGCCAACAGCAAAGUAGCGAAUAUAUACAUCAUUUCCGCAUAGUGCAAACUAUGAGAAUCUAUAUGGAAAAAUCAUCGAAAUCUUUUUCUCGUUUCUAUAGUUGAAUUUAAAAGUCGAACGGCUGACAUCGAACCCGAUGGUU
Molecule: messenger RNA, 3679 nt
Organism: Nomia melanderi (Alkali bee)
Lineage: Eukaryota; Metazoa; Arthropoda; Insecta; Hymenoptera; Halictidae
Product: kinesin-like protein KIF23
Biological process (GO): microtubule-based movement; mitotic spindle assembly; mitotic spindle midzone assembly
Cellular component (GO): mitotic spindle; nucleus; spindle microtubule
Molecular function (GO): plus-end-directed microtubule motor activity; microtubule binding; ATP binding
Source: RefSeq, a predicted model, not a curated record